AUGGCGACAUCGCUAGGUUCAAACACCUACAACAGGCAGAACUGGGAGGAUGCGGACUUCCCCAUUCUGUGCCAGACGUGUCUUGGAGAAAAUCCUUAUAUCCGAAUGACCAAAGAAAAGUAUGGGAAGGAAUGUAAAAUUUGUGCCAGGCCAUUCACAGUGUUCCGAUGGUGUCCUGGUGUCCGAAUGCGUUUCAAGAAGACUGAAGUGUGUCAAACCUGCAGCAAAUUAAAAAAUGUCUGUCAGACCUGCCUCUUGGACCUUGAAUAUGGACUACCCAUCCAGGUUCGUGAUGCAGGAUUAUCUUUUAAGGAUGACAUGCCAAAGUCAGAUGUCAACAAAGAGUACUACACCCAGAAUAUGGAGAGAGAGAUAUCUAAUUCUGAUGGAACACGGCCAGUUGGUAUGCUAGGGAAAGCGACGUCUACUAGUGACAUGCUGCUCAAACUGGCCCGGACCACACCCUACUACAAAAGAAAUCGGCCUCACAUUUGCUCCUUCUGGGUGAAAGGAGAGUGCAAGAGAGGAGAGGAGUGUCCUUACAGACAUGAGAAGCCCACAGAUCCAGAUGACCCCCUGGCAGAUCAGAAUAUUAAAGACAGAUAUUAUGGAAUCAAUGACCCUGUUGCAGAUAAACUCCUAAAACGAGCUUCAACAAUGCCUCGUCUGGACCCCCCAGAGGACAAAACUAUCACCACGUUAUAUGUUGGCGGUUUAGGUGAUACCAUUACUGAGACAGACCUAAGGAACCAUUUCUAUCAGUUUGGAGAGAUCCGAACAAUCACAGUUGUACAGAGACAGCAGUGUGCUUUCAUUCAGUUUGCCACAAGGCAAGCUGCAGAAGUGGCUGCGGAGAAGUCCUUCAAUAAGUUGAUUGUUAAUGGUCGAAGACUCAACGUGAAAUGGGGAAGAUCCCAAGCAGCCAGAGGAAAAGAAAAAGAGAAGGAUGGAACCACGGACUCUGGGAUCAAACUGGAGCCAGUUCCAGGAUUGCCAGGAGCUCUUCCUCCUCCUCCUGCAGCUGAAGAAGAAGCCUCUGCCAAUUACUUCAACCUGCCCCCAAGUGGACCUCCAGCAGUGGUCAAUAUCGCCCUUCCUCCACCCCCAGGCAUUGCCCCACCUCCACCCCCAGGUUUUGGGCCACAUAUGUUUCAUCCAAUGGGACCACCGCCUCCUUUCAUGAGGGCUCCAGGACCAAUCCACUACCCUUCUCAAGACCCUCAGAGGAUGGGUGCUCAUGCUGGGAAGCACAGCAGUCCCUAGCACAUCAUUGCCACUUAGGAGCUCUGUGAAGAAAGGG
This is a messenger RNA of Elephantulus edwardii (Cape elephant shrew), 1300 nucleotides long. It is a transcript of the gene RBM22, whose product is annotated as RNA binding motif protein 22. The record is from RefSeq and is a predicted model, not a curated record. The transcript has 11 exons. Gene Ontology annotation, molecular function: metal ion binding; U6 snRNA binding; pre-mRNA binding. Gene Ontology annotation, cellular component: Prp19 complex; U2-type catalytic step 2 spliceosome; U2-type catalytic step 1 spliceosome. Bases 1 to 1263 code for a protein of 420 amino acids. NCBI's taxonomy places the organism in Eukaryota, Metazoa, Chordata, Mammalia, Macroscelidea, Macroscelididae.